AUGAACGCAGACCAGCUCUCCGAUUUUUUUCUGGAAGUCGCCGCGUCGGCUGCAGCUAUUCCGAAUAAAUUGGCCGAUAAGCGAGAGGAAAAUCAUUUGAAAAAGAAAUUCCUGAACAAAGUCGCCCCAAACUCUUUAUUUGCUGCCAACUACAUUGCCUCGAAUUAUACUGAUGUAGACCUGAUACAGUCCAUUAUUGGACAAAUAUUAGCGAUUUAUUAUAAAGAAGGAGUCCUCCGAUUGUAUGCACUUCAAUUUGUACCCGGAUUCGUUUCUCUCUAUUUACUGGCUCUUUCCAAAAAACAGCACAAAAGUAUUUCGCUGUUCGAAACGUUUCUCAUUGCGAUCUAUAAUGAGGAAAUUGUGGAAAAUGCAGAUAACAGUGAGAAAAAGAUGGAAGACAUCCGAAUCCCUUCUAUUCGCCAUCACAGUGUAUAUCACGAUCCGGCGAAAAUACAGGUGCAAACCGAUGUCCCCAUCGCCAGGAAUGCCAAUAUUACUCCAGUUCUGAAUACACUCCGCUUCGGUCCAUUUCCGUCAGUGUCGAAGAUGAAUGGGGAAAAUAAGUUUAUGGUUAUCAAUAGAAUAUUAUUCUCCGUCAAUGAAUCAUUAUUCGAGGUGGCAUCUGAAGUUGCAGCGAGAUAUGUCUUUUGUCGCUCCGGAUUCACAUUUCCCGAAACAGCAUUCCGAAGUCGUGUGCUCGAAACUGAAUCUCAUGAAGUGAUCGAAGAUUUCUCCCGAAAACCACGACAACAAGUGACCGGAGAAUUCUUGAAUCAUCUACUACGCGGAUGCUAUCUGGCACUUUUCAAUGGAGCCGCCGAUUUAGCGUUGCGCGCGGUUGAUGCGAUUCAUUUGAGGGCGCAAUACGAAAUGUUGCCUGAUACGCUGCUGGUUGUCAAUUCUCUUCGAAACUCACUUCUGGACAACAUGUGGAGUAAAGAGAAACGAGGGGAACUUAUGUGGACACGACCACAGCAUAAGGAAAACGUAAAACAUCGUGGAAUGGUGACAAAUGCGUCACUGAAAAUGAAACGAAUGCCAGAAGAUAUUCCGGUUCAAGAGAAUCAAAAAGAGUCAUCGACAUCGCGAUUCAAUAACAUGAUUGAUGAGGGAAUCGAUCAUUUGCAUGAUUUAAAGAAGAAAGUUGUCAAUAUCAAAGGAGGUUUACACCAUAAAAUGCACAGACGGCGGAAGAGUGUGGAGCCGGAGGAGACGGAGUUACAGACUAUUAAGGAAGAAAAACCUGUUGAAUCAUCGGUUUCUGUGGAGAGUGACGCUUCAUCGCCAUCGACGGUUAUUCACAAACCGAUUGUGUUGAACGGAGAAGAUGUUGAGAGGAGGUUACGGGAUAUGGCAGUGGUCGAGUUGGAUUAUGAGAAGGAGUUAGAAAAGAAGAGCAAAGCCAACGGUGAUCACCCUCCCGCCACAACGUCUCCAGAACCAAAAGGAGCAUUCACAAUGGCGGGUCUACGACAUAUGGAUAGUGACGAAUUCGCGUCGACUCGGUAG
This is a messenger RNA of Caenorhabditis remanei, 1512 nucleotides long. RefSeq lists its product as uncharacterized. Gene Ontology annotation, cellular component: plasma membrane. NCBI's taxonomy places the organism in Eukaryota, Metazoa, Nematoda, Chromadorea, Rhabditida, Rhabditidae. The coding region runs from base 1 to 1512 and encodes 503 amino acids. The record is from RefSeq and is a predicted model, not a curated record. Gene Ontology annotation, biological process: protein localization to plasma membrane; phosphatidylinositol phosphate biosynthetic process. The transcript is spliced from 10 exons.